AUGUCAACUACCUUUCCGGGACUAGUCCACGAUGCCGAGAUACGUCACGACGGAUCAAACAGCUACCGUUUGAUGCAGCUUGGCUGUCUGGAGUCCGUAGCCAAUUCCACUGUCGCCUAUUCCUCCUCCUCCCCUCUAACUUACUCCACCACCGGCACCGAGUUUGCGUCCCCCUACUUCUCCACUAACCACCAGUACACCCCGCUCCACCACCAGUCCUUCCAUUACGAGUUCCAGCACAGCCACCCGGCCGUCACCCCCGAUGCCUACUCUCUGAACUCGCUCCACCACUCGCAACAGUACUACCAGCAGAUCCACCACGGGGAGCCCACCGACUUUAUUAACCUGCACAAUGCGCGGGCGCUCAAGUCGUCCUGCCUGGACGAGCAGAGGCGGGAGCUGGGCUGCCUCGAUGCCUACCGCCGCCACGACCUGUCCCUCAUGAGCCAUGGCUCUCAGUAUGGAAUGCACCCAGAUCAAAGACUCCUGCCAGGGCCCAGCCUGGGGCUGGCCGCCGCGGGAGCCGACGACUUGCAGGGCUCUGUGGAAGCCCAGUGUGGUCUCGUUCUCAAUGGCCAAGGUGGAGUGAUAAGAAGAGGUGGCACCUGCGUGGUCAACCCCACAGACUUGUUUUGCUCUGUCCCCGGUCGUUUGUCCCUUCUCAGUUCUACUUCCAAAUACAAGGUGACCAUUGCUGAGGUGAAGAGACGCCUCUCACCACCUGAAUGCCUCAAUGCUUCACUCUUGGGAGGCAUUUUGAGAAGAGCAAAAUCCAAGAAUGGGGGUCGCUGCCUGAGGGAGAAGCUGGAUAGGCUUGGCCUGAACUUGCCAGCCGGAAGACGGAAAGCAGCCAAUGUUACCCUCCUCACUUCCUUAGUUGAAGGGGAGGCGUUACACUUGGCUCGAGAUUUUGGCUACACUUGUGAAACAGAGUUUCCAGCCAAAGCAGUAGGAGAACAUCUUGCCAGACAACACAUGGAACAGAAAGAACAGACAGCAAGAAAAAAGAUGAUCCUAGCGACCAAACAAAUUUGUAAAGAAUUUCAAGACCUCUUGAGCCAAGACAGAUCACCGCUGGGAUCCUCCAGACCCACUCCAAUUCUAGACCUUGACAUCCAGAGACACUUAACACAUUUCAGUUUGAUCACUCAUGGCUUUGGGACCCCAGCAAUAUGCGCAGCCCUAAGCACUUUCCAAACAGUCCUCAGUGAAAUGCUAAACUACUUGGAAAAACACACUACUCACAAAAAUGGCGGAGCGGCGGAUUCUGGCCAAGGACAUGGCACCUCGGAGAAAGCCCCCCUGCGGAAAACUUCAGAGGCUGCUGUGAAAGAGGGCAAAACAGAAAAGACAGACUAG
Mesoplodon densirostris (Blainville's beaked whale) is the source of this 1359-nucleotide messenger RNA. RefSeq names its product transcription factor AP-2 delta (gene TFAP2D). The record is from RefSeq and is a predicted model, not a curated record. The coding region runs from base 1 to 1359 and encodes 452 amino acids. Gene Ontology annotation, molecular function: DNA-binding transcription factor activity, RNA polymerase II-specific; RNA polymerase II transcription regulatory region sequence-specific DNA binding. The transcript is spliced from 8 exons. Lineage: Eukaryota; Metazoa; Chordata; Mammalia; Artiodactyla; Ziphiidae. Gene Ontology annotation, biological process: anatomical structure development; regulation of cell population proliferation; regulation of transcription by RNA polymerase II. Gene Ontology annotation, cellular component: nucleus.